CUUCAAUUGUUGUUGGUAUUUACUAUGGACGCAGCAUUUGUCCCUUCAGAGAUCGUAGUCAAGCAUUUUGUUACACACAAAUUCGUCUUGGAGUUUGGUCCGUCUAUUACCAGUUUAGGAAAGCCAAUUCGGAACGUGAUACUCUUUGCGAUUGGCAUAUAUUGCAUUCGUGAUAUCGUGCGCGGGUCAUUGCAAGCUGUCCUCAAGAGAAGCCGGGGAGACACAGAUAGUUGAAAUACCCAGCCUAAAUUCACCCUUCUGAAUCCCCAUCUAUGAACUCUGCUGGCACGAGGUAAUAGUCAAUUGGAGCUCGGCUCAAGCUUGUUGAAGAUGGUUUUCUGCAAGGCGCCUCUAUCUUCUCUUGCCUCUGCUAUCUUCUUUGCUUAUGCGCAAGCUUCAUAUCUCCAAAAUGACUUGAGCUUUGGCCAUACCAACGAUAAGAUAUCUCCUAAUCUUCGAGCCAUUCCCAACUGGCAUUUACUUGGGAAGCCAGAUCCUCCAGAGAUCCUCUCGAACAAGGUUGUCCUUACCCCACCUGCUCCUGGGAACCAACGCGGGGCAAUAUGGUCUGAGAAAGUCGUGGAGCAUUCGAGUUGGACAGCAGAUAUCGACUUCAGAGCUACAGGUCCUGAAAGGGGAGGAGGGAAUCUGCAGAUAUGGUAUGCGAAGAAUGGACAGAACGAGAUUGGAACGAGCAGCAUUUAUACAGUGGGACGAUUUGAUGGAUUGGUCUUAUCGAUAGAUCAAUAUGCAGGUUCAGGUGGUUUCAUAAGAGGCUUCCUCAACGACGGCUCGAAUGACUACCAAUCCCACCACAGCGUAGAUAGUCUCGCAUUCGGCCACUGCGAAUACUCAUACCGCAAUCUGGGACGACCCUCUCGAAUCGCGGUCCGCCACUCGGACGAAGGUCUCCGAGUCCAAGUCGACGGCAUCAACUGUUUCGAGUCCACGAGAAUAAAGCUCCCACUUGGCUACAACUUUGGCAUCACAGCCGCCAGCGCAGAGAACCCCGAUUCCUUCGAGAUGUUCAAAUUCGUCACCACAACUGAAACACACACUCCAGACUACGUUGAUCAGUCAAAGCUCGGCCAAAUUCCAGAGAAUGCUGAUGCAAAUAAAGCUUGGGACCAGCAGACCAACCAAGUUCAAGAUAACCAGAACCAAAACCAAAAUCAAGGAGGAGAUAUCCCCUCAUUCAAAGACCCACCAGAGGAACCAGCAUCCAAGUUUCACAGCUCGGCGGAACAAUUCGCAGACCUGCACAACCGCCUCCAAAGCAUGAACAAGCACAUUGGCGCCCUAUCCCGCGAUCAAUCCAUGUACUCCCAACAAGCGAAUUCGCGGUACGACGAUCUGAACUCGCGAAUUUCUCGCAUUGAAGCAGCGAUUGAUAAACUGAGAGGUCUGAGCGACAAACUAGAUACCAUCCACUCAGAUGUCCGACAAACGAAGAGUGAUUUGCAUAAUGCCCUCGACAAACAUGUGGCUGGCCUGAGAGGAGAGGUUAGAAACACCCAUAGUGUGCUUGCGGGGACGUUGGAGGGUAUGGGAACGGGGGUGGGCAAGUUUGUGUGGGUGGUGUUGGGGAGUCAGGUGCUGCUUAUUGGGGCUUAUUUGCUCUAUAAGCGGAGGAAGGCGAACAGUCCUAAGAAGUACUUGUGAGGGGACCAGAGAGGGGUCGUAUGUAUCAUAUUGCUGUUUGGUAUCAAAUCAUGUAUUUUUUCAUCCUCGCUCGCGCCAAAAAAUAUGUAUGCAUCGUAUAGCAAAGUUUCCACCGCCGAG
Molecule: messenger RNA, 1782 nt
Organism: Mollisia scopiformis
Lineage: Eukaryota; Fungi; Ascomycota; Leotiomycetes; Helotiales; Mollisiaceae
Product: concanavalin A-like lectin/glucanase
Exons: 3
Coding region: 331-1662 (443 amino acids)
Biological process (GO): endoplasmic reticulum organization; Golgi organization; endoplasmic reticulum to Golgi vesicle-mediated transport
Cellular component (GO): endoplasmic reticulum-Golgi intermediate compartment; COPII-coated ER to Golgi transport vesicle; endoplasmic reticulum membrane
Molecular function (GO): D-mannose binding
Source: RefSeq, a predicted model, not a curated record